Messenger RNA from Hylaeus volcanicus, 1718 nucleotides. RefSeq lists its product as uncharacterized. The transcript has 12 exons. The coding region runs from base 84 to 1112 and encodes 342 amino acids. Gene Ontology annotation, cellular component: nucleus. Gene Ontology annotation, biological process: base-excision repair. Lineage: Eukaryota; Metazoa; Arthropoda; Insecta; Hymenoptera; Colletidae. Gene Ontology annotation, molecular function: DNA-(apurinic or apyrimidinic site) endonuclease activity; double-stranded DNA 3'-5' DNA exonuclease activity; phosphoric diester hydrolase activity. The record is from RefSeq and is a predicted model, not a curated record.
UUUAACAAAUUAUAACCACUCUAUUUUUUAAAAGUUUUAAAAUAUUAAAGCUUUUGAAAACCUUUCAUUAAUAAAAGGUUAGAAUGACUUUUGAGCGUAAAAGUAAUAAAAAAGAAAAAGUUAUUUCAAAAAAAGUCGUAAUUGCUCAUAAAAAAGAUGCUUCGUGCGUGGAGCAUGUUGAUCCACCUAUUAGUACAGUAACAAUGGCUAUGUGUGAUCCUCCGACACCGAUAUCUACUUGGGAAAACCAAGAAUCAACUAUUUCAAAGUGUAGUCAUGGCGAAUUUAAAAUAUCUGUGUGGAACGUGAAUGGCAUUCGUUCUGUGUUAAAACCUAAUGCUUUGUUCGAUAAUACAGCGCCUUUACUGGCCUACAUUGAAAAAGAAGAACCAGACGUUUUUUGUAUUAAUGAAACGAAAAUUCACGCAGAAUUAAUUGAUCAGUUUAAAGGUUACUUUGUGUGUUCGGAAAAAAAAGGUUAUGCGGGAGUUGCAACGUUUAUUCACACAAACGUAACUGCUGAGUUAAUACAGGAAGGGCUGGGAGAUGCAGAGCACGAUGCUGAAGGGCGGUCACAAACGUUUCGAAUUACUCCUUCAGGAAAUAUUCCUUCGUUUUAUCUUGUCAAUACUUAUGUAGUCAAUGCAGGUCAGGGUUUAACGCGGCUUCAUUACAAAAUCACUUCCUAUAAUAAAAAACUCUUCAACUAUUUAAAUGAAUUGUGUCAAAGCCACCCCGUCAUUUGGGCCGGUGACCUUAAUGUGGCGCAUGAGGAAAUAGAUAUUUGGAAUUCUAAAGGAAACCAAAAGUCAUCCGGUCAUACACCGCAAGAACGUUUAUCGUUUCAUGAGUUUUUAAAAGAUGGUAAAUGGUUCGAUGUUUUUCGGAAGUUGAAUCCCCAAAAGAUUCAGUAUACAUACUGGUCUGCUAUGCAACGUCAAAACUUGGAAAAAAAUCGUGGAUGGAGAAUCGAUUAUUUUGUAGUUACAAAUGAUAUUUUUUCUCAUGUUCAUGAAAUGUUUACUCGUGACUUUGUAAGGGGAAGUGAUCAUUGCCCAAUAGUUUUAACCUUAAAAGAAAAGGAUUUAAAAGAAACAAGCCAAUCUGAAUAGGUGGAUUGUGAUUGGAGACUAUACAAAAAGAAGGGUUUGCUUUAAUACAAAUUGCAAGCGAGAAUAGAAAUUUCUGGUUAUAAGGGACAUAAAUCUUGCAAUUCUGGAUGCGUAGAAACUGUCAGAGUUGAACGUUGUAAGGUAGCGAGAGAGAGAAGAAGCAUGGAUACAAUAAGCUGAAAUUCAAAUUGUUCUAAUCGUUAGUGAAUUUUAUAUUUUUUUUACCUUAAGUAAAAGAAGACAAAACCAUAAAAAAAAAAUUGUAAAUGCAGCCGUACAAAAAUUUUCUUUCCAUGGAAAUCUGAUAUGUAACAUGGAUAUUGUCAAAAAAAAACGACAGGGAAAAUGAAUGUUACUGGGGAAGUAAGCAGAGGAGUUGAGACGUCAAAGGUAAAGCUACAAAUCCUAAGCGUCUAGUCAGUGAAGCACACAAGAGGAGACAAUGAUUGACAGAGAAAAAAUGUACAGUCAGUGCAAGAAGUGGAAAGUUUACCUUGAGCAAAUAUGAGGAAACGAAUACACGGAGCGACAAGGUACUUUCCAUUGUUGCAGAUGUGUUGAAUCGUGCAGGAAGGUGUCAGGAUCUCUUGAAACAAGAAUAUCGGC